UUGACUCCUCUGACUCUCUCUCUCUCUCUCUCUUCAGUGUGGACACAGACCUUGACUCCUCUGACUUUCCACCUCUCUCUCUCUCUCUCUCUCAUAACAAAAACUCUACACUUCUUUCUUUCUUUGCAUGACGUAUAUUAUAUACAACAACAACAAAUCAUCUCUCUCCACUCAUUGCUCUCAGCCUGUUAGGGUUUACUCUACUCUCUCUCUCUCUGAGUUCUCGAUUACAACUUGGAAGAAGUUCUGGCGAUAGUUGUUUUAGGGUUUCGGUUCGAGUAUCUGUUUGAUAAUGGCGGAAAGCAGACGUUACGGUCCUACUGAGCCACUAAACCUUGAGCAAAUACUACAAGAAGCACAACAACGCUGGCUCCGACCGAUGGAAAUUUGCGAAAUUCUAAGGAACCACAAAACAUUUCAAUUAGCAUCUGAACCGCCCAAUCGGCCACAAGCUGGCUCAUUGUUCCUGUUCAAUCGAAAAAUACUUCGAUAUUUUCGGAAAGAUGGUCACCGUUGGAGGAAGAAAAAGGAUGGGAAGACUAUCAAAGAAGCUCAUGAAAAGUUGAAGGCUGGAAGUGUGGAUGUCCUGCAUUGCUACUACGCCCAUGGGGAGGAUAAUGAGAACUUUCAGAGGCGCAGUUAUUGGAUGCUUCAUGAGCAGUUAGAGAAUAUUGUUCUCGUGCACUAUAGAGAAGUGAAAGAGGGUAACAAAUUGGAUGUCUCACGUUUGCUUAAUGUUGAUCGAGGGUCACAACCUGGAAGUGUGCCUUCCUUGGAACAAACUCACUCCCCUGUUUCAACACUUCAAACGUCUUAUGCAUCAAGUCUGAAUUCAGUGGAUUGGAGUGAACAAACACCUUAUGCAUCUAGUCCGAAUGCAGUUGAUUGGAAUGAACAGACAUUGUCUUCUGCAUUUGAGGACAGAGAUCCUGGAAAAGAUCCAGGAACCUCUUCUCUUGCUCUAACAGUUUGCGGUUCUUUACCUCAUAAUGCAUUAUCAGUUGCAGGCAAUAAAACAGGACUUCUGGAGUUGUCAAGUGGCCAUCUGGAUACAGGAUUUCUUGGAGCUAGCUUUAACUGUAGUAAUGGACAAUCCAUUGGGGCUAAUAUACAUGGUUCGAGUGGGAACUUAUAUCAUAAGCAUGACCAGAAAUUCAUCAUCAAUCAACUGAACGCAGCUGAUUUCUUAACUCGUAAGCUGAUAGAUGCCAGAUUGGAUGGCGAGAAUACAGUUAAAGAUGUGAGAUGUGGAGAUAUGAUAAGUCCCGAUGACCUGAGAGUAACUCAGGAACAAGAUUGUCUCUUACUUGAGCCCCAUUCUCAAGAUAAUUCUAGCUCCCCAGAAAAAUUACCUUCUACGGCCAAAGGUGAUGCUCUGGUAGGUAGAGCAAAUAAUGAUGAAGCUGGAGAGCUUAAGAAACUUGACAGCUUUGGGAGAUGGAUGGAUAAAGAAAUUGGUGGAGAUUGUGAUGAUUCUUUGAUGGCCUCUAACUCUGGCAACUAUUGGAACACGUUUGAUACAGAAAAUGAAAAGGAAGUAUCCAGCGCCUCGGAUCAUAUGCAGUUGAAUAUUGAUUCAGUGGGCCCUUCUCUUUCUCGAGAUCAGCUGUUUAGUAUCUCUGAUUUUGCACCAGAUUGGGCCUAUUCUGGCAUUGAAACCAAAGUUUUAAUCACCGGUACUUUUCUGGGGGAAAAGAAACAUUCUGGUAGUUUGAAGUGGUGCUGUAUGUUUGGUGAAAUUGAGGCCUCUGCUGAAGUUUUGGCUGACAAUGUUAUUCGCUGUCAAGUUCCUUUUCAUGCUCCUGGGCGAGUUCCCCUAUAUAUAACAUGCAGUAAUAGGUUGGCCUGUAGUGAGGUGCGUGAGUUUGAAUAUUGUGAAAAACCACCAGAAGCUUCAUCUUCUGCAACUGUUAAAGCUUCACCAGAAGAUGAAGUGCGGUUUCAAGUACGACUAGGCAAAAUGCUAGAUGUUGGCUCUGAGAGAAAGUGGUUGAAUUGCUCUGUAUUUGGAUGUGAUAAAUGUGAGCUCAAGAAGAAUAUCACUUCACUGAAAACUAAAAGCAAAAUUAGUUCAGAAACAGUUGAGAAUGCCGUCAUGUUUUAUGAAGGAUAUAGUGUUGUAAACCCUGGAGAUGCAUUGAUUGAGUACUUGGUGAAGGGCAAACUUUAUGAAUGGCUUAUCUGCAAAGUACAUGAAGGAGGUAAAGGACCCCAUAUUUUGGACAAUGAAGGCCAAGGGCUUAUUCACUUGGCAGCUGGUCUUGGUUUUGCGUGGGCCAUGGACCCCAUAGUAGCAGCCGGUGUCAGUCCCAAUUUCAGAGAUACACGAGGAAAGACAGCGCUUCACUGGGCGGCAUACUAUGGGAGAGAGGAAGCAGUGAUUGCACUCAUUAGAUUGGGUGCAUCUGCGGGUGCUGUUGAUGAUCCAACAUCAGCAUCUCCAGGAGGACAAACUGCUGCUGAUUUAGCAUCAAGUAGAGGACACAAAGGGAUCGCAGGAUAUUUGGCGGAAGCAGAUCUAACCAGUCAUCUUUCUUCUUUGACUCUCAAUGAAAAUUCUAUGGAAAGUGCUGCUGCUAGUAUUGCAGCAGAAAAGGCUUUGGAGACUGCAGCACAAAAUAUUUUAUCACCUCAGCAAACAGAUGAGGAGCAUUCCUUGAGAGGUUCUCUUGCUGCUGUUAGGAAAUCUGCUCAUGCAGCUGCCCUAAUACAUACUGCUUUUAGAGCUUGUUCGUUCCGUCAUAGACAACUUACUAGGAGUAACAAUAACAUUUCUGAAUCUUCAGUUGACCUUGUUUCCCUUGGAUUAUUGAACAAGGUCCGAAAGGUUAGUCAUUUUGAGGAUUAUUUGCAUUCUGCUGCUGUAAAGAUCCAGCAGAAGUACCGUAGCUGGAAGGGCAGGAAAGAAUUUCUGAAGAUAAGGAACCGUGUUGUGAAAAUUCAGGCUCAUGUGAGAGGACAUCAAGUCCGUAAGCAAUACAAGAAGGUUGUUUGGUCUGUUAGCAUUGUUGAAAAGGCAAUACUGCGUUGGAGACGAAAAGGGCCUGGUUUGCGAGGAUUUCGGAUGCAAGAGACAAUUGGAAACGUACGUCCUGACUCUGAGAAGAAUGAUGAAUAUGAUUUUUUACGAAUUGGACGGAAACAAAAAUUUGCAGGAGUUGAGAAAGCUCUGGCAAGGGUCCAGUCCAUGGUUCGCCACCCAGAGGCUCGUGAUCAGUACAUGAGGCUGGUUACCAAGUUUGAGGAUUCAAGUUAGCGAUGAAGAAACAAGUGCAUCAUAGCAAGCUGACAGUAAGGGAAGGUGAAGAAAGACGAUAUGCCUGCACUUAAAGUUGUAGAUUAAAUAGUCUCAAAAAAGAAAAGAAAGAUUUAACUGCAGAACAUGUUACUAUGUAACUAUAGUAUUUUACAUCUUAUAGCUUUAUUUCAUAUAACAAGAAUCGAAAUUCUCAUACAGAGAAGUCGAAUACUAAACCUAGUUAUCCAAAUCCAGCAGUAUAUAGUGAACCAUCUUUCUCCA
Messenger RNA from Rhododendron vialii, 3520 nucleotides. Its product is annotated as calmodulin-binding transcription activator 3-like. The transcript has 12 exons. Gene Ontology annotation, cellular component: nucleus. Bases 293 to 3256 code for a protein of 987 amino acids. The record is from RefSeq and is a predicted model, not a curated record. Gene Ontology annotation, molecular function: double-stranded DNA binding; transcription coregulator activity; protein binding. Gene Ontology annotation, biological process: regulation of transcription by RNA polymerase II. NCBI's taxonomy places the organism in Eukaryota, Viridiplantae, Streptophyta, Magnoliopsida, Ericales, Ericaceae.